AUGGAAUGGGUUAAUUAUUUAUUCAUUUCUCCCUCUCCCCCUUUUCAUUUGUUCAGUUGUAUUGUUUUUUUUAUUUGUUUUUUUUUUGUUCGACCCUCUCUUUCUAUUCUGUUUUUUGUUUUUUUUUUUAGUUCGACCCUCUCUUUCUAUUCUGUUUUUUGUUUUUUUUUAGUUCGACCCUCCUUUCUAUUCUGUUAUUUUUGUUCUCCCCUCUCUUUCUAUUCUGCUUUUUGGGGUUUUUUUUUUGUUCUCCCCUCUCUUUCUAUUCAGUUUUUUUUUGUUUUGUUUUGGUUUUUUUUUGUUCUCCCCUCGCUUUCUAUUCUGUUUUUUUGUGUUCUCCCCUCUCUUUCAAUUCUGUUUUUUUUUUGUUCUCCCCUCUAUUUCUAUUCUGUUUUUUUUCUUCUCCCCUCUCUUUCUAUUCUGAUAUUUUUUUUGUUCUCCCCUCUCUUUCUAUUUUGUUUUUAUGUUUUUUGCUUUUUUGUUCUCCCCGCUCUUUCUAUUCUGUUUUUUUGUUCUGCCGUCUCUUUCUAUUCUGUUUUUUUGUUCUGCCGUCUCUUUCUAUUCUGUUUUUUUUCUUCUCCCCUCUCUUUCUAUUCUGUUUUUUCUUAUCCCCUCUCUUUCUAUUCUGUUUUUUGUUCUCCCCUCUCUUUCUAUUCUGCUUUUUUCUUCUCCCCUCUCUUUGUAUUCAGUUUUUUUUGUUCGCCCCUCUCUUUCUAUUCUGUUUUUUUUGGGGGGGUGUUCUCCCCUCUCUUUCUAUUCUGUUUUUUUUCUCCCUUCUCUUUCUAUUCUGUUUUUUCGUUCUCCCCUCUCUUUAUAUUCUGUUUUUUUUUUGUCCUUCCUUCUCUUUCUAUUGUUUUUUUUUGUUUUUUUUUGUUCUCCCCUUUCUUUCUAUUCUGUUUUUUUUCUCCCCUCUCUUUCUAUUCUGUUUUUUGUUCUCCCCUCUCUUUCUAUUCUGUUUUUUGUUCUCCCCUCUCUUUCUAUUCUGUUUUUCUUCUCCCCUCACUUUCUAUUCUGUUUUUUUUUCUCCCCUCUCUUUCUAUUCUGUUUUUCUUCUCCUCUCUCUUUCUAUUUCUUUUUUCUCCCCUCUCUUUCUAUUGUUUUGUUUUUGUUUUUUUUUGUUCUCCCCUCUCUUUCUAUUCUGCUUUUUUUGUUCUCCCCUCUCUUUCUAUUCUGCUUUUUUUGUUCUCCCCUCUCUUUCUAUUCUGUUUUUUUUUGUUCGCCCCUCUCUUUCUAUUCUGUUUUUUUUUUUUGGUGGGUGGGGGUUCUCCCCUCUCUUUGUAUACAGUUUUUUUUGUUGUUGUUUUUUUUUGUUCUCCCCUCUGUUUCUAUUCUGUUUUUUUUAUUCUCGCCCUCUCUUUCUAUUCUGUUUUUUUUGUUCUUCCUUCUCUUUCUAUUCUGUUUUUUGGGUUUUUUUUUUUUGUUCUGCCCUCUCUUUCUAUUCUGGUUUUUUUUUGUUCUCCCCUCUCUUUCUAUUCUGUUUUUUGUUCCCCCCCUCUCUUUCUAUUCUGUUUUUUGUUCACCCCUCUCUUUCUAUUCUGUUUUUUCUCCCCUCUCUUUCUAUUCUGUUUUUUCUUCUCCCCUCUCUUUCUAUUCUGCUUUUUUUCUUCUCCUCUCUCUUUUUAUUCAGUGUUUUUUGUUUUCCUCUCUCUUUCUCUUCUGUUUUUUUUUUUUUUUGUUUUUUUUGUUCUCCCCUCUCUUUCUAUUCUGUUUUUUUUUUGUUGUUGUUUUUUUAUAUAUAUAUAUGCCUCCCUCUCUUGGCAGUUAUGUCUUUUAACCUUACCUAAAUUUUCACAUUCUUUCAUUUUUUGUCUUUUCUUCUCUGUCUUUUGUUUCCUUCUUUUUGCAUUCUAUCGUUCUUUCAUUCUUUUCUUUUCUUCCCUUAUUCUUUCCAACCUAUUAACAUUCCUUUUUUUUCUUCCUUAUUCUUUCGAUCCCUCUUUCAGUCUUUUCCUUUUUCUCUCUUUCUUUCAUUCUUUUCUUUUCUUCCUUUUUUCUAGUCUUACUUCAUACUUUUAUUUUCUCCCUUAUUCUUUCUAUACUUCUUUCUUUCUUUCUUUCUUUUCUUCCCUAUUCUUUCUUACCCUAUUUCUUUAG
Acanthosepion pharaonis is the source of this 2094-nucleotide messenger RNA. The record is from the annotation of a GenBank genome assembly. NCBI's taxonomy places the organism in Eukaryota, Metazoa, Mollusca, Cephalopoda, Sepiida, Sepiidae.